Messenger RNA from Cuscuta epithymum, 1215 nucleotides. Lineage: Eukaryota; Viridiplantae; Streptophyta; Magnoliopsida; Solanales; Convolvulaceae. The record is from the annotation of a GenBank genome assembly.
CAAAGAUCUGGCAAGACACAAAAAAAGAGAGGAAAAUGAUAGGGUCUAUAUGUUUCUAGCAGGAAUUAAUAGGGAUCUGGAUGAAGUGAAGGGAAGAAUCCUUGGAAAGAAAUCUCUUCCCUCAAUCAGAGAGGUUUUUCUGAGAUAAGGAUGGAGGACAAUAGGAAGAAGGUUAUGUACAAUACUCCAGUACAUAACAAUGAUGAGCCAGGGGAGUCCUCAGUAAUGAUUGCCAAAGGAAAUGAGAAGAAGAAGCCCUGGUGUGAUCAUUGCAAGAAACUGUGGCACACCAGGGAGACAUGUUGGAAGAUUCAUGGAAAACCACCAGGAGCAGGACAGAAAAAAUUUGACAAAGCCCUACACACUACCAUGCUUGAAACUGGACAGGAACAACCAGACACUUCCAAGCAGCUCUCCUUCACAAGGGAACAGAUAGAGCAACUCCUACAGCUUCUAAAUACCAAAAAGAGCCCUAACCAGGAAAACCCUUCUUGCUCUUUGCCCAAAAUGGUAAAAUAACAUCAUAUUUCUGUUCUAAAAAACCAAAAAAUACCUGGGUCAUUGACUCAGGUGCAACAGACCAUAUGACCUCUAUUUCAAAAUUCUACUCCUCAUAUAACCCUUGUGCAGGGGAUAAAAAAGUUAAAGUUGCAGAUGGCUCUUUUUCAGCCAUUGCAAGGAUGGGAAAUGUCAGGAUUUCCUCAUCUAUUAACCUCUCUAAAGUCCUACAUGUUCCAAACCUUUCUUGUAAUCUUGCCUCUGUUAGCAAAUUAACCAAAGAACUUCAGUGUUGUGUCAAAUUUUAUCCCUCUUAUUGCGUUUUUCAGGAUCUGGCAUCGGGGAAGAUGAUUGGCAGUGCUAGAGAGGAAGAUGGACUUUAUAUCUUUGAUGAAGGAACUAAAUUGAAUAAACAAGGUCAAGAAAAUGCUUGUUUGCAAACUGUUUCUCUUUCUUGUAAUAAUGAAGUGUAUUUAAUGCACUACAGACUAGGUCACCGUAGUUUCUACUAUUUAAAAAAGUUGUUUCCUCAGUUGUUUCAUAAUAAAAACCCUUCAUCAUUUCAUUGUGAUGUGUGUGCACUUGCAAAACAUCAUAAGAGUUCUUAUAUCCCUCAUAGUUACAAGCCUACUAGUCCUUUUACUCUUGUGCAUAGUGAUAUUUGGGGUGCAUCUAGAGUUUCUACCUUGAAAGGACAAAGAUGGUUUAUAACUAUUA